UACCCGGAGACGGCGCCGAAGAUCGAUUGGGCCUAUUAUAAGCAGAACAUCACCGCCAAGUCAGUGGUGGACCAGUUGGAGGCGUCCUACAAGGCGUUGAACAUCACGUACCCCGUGGACAACGUGUCGGAUCAGAUCGCCGCUCAGGAGGCGGCCAACGAGAAGGAGGCCGAGGCCUUCAUACAGGACUCCAAACAGAUCCAGACGGAGGCCAACAAAAUGUUGGACAAAUUCAAGGUAAUGAUAACGCCGUCGGAGAUGACCGAAGAGGAGUUCGCGCUGACGUUCCCCGACUGGGCUGUGCGGCAGUCCGUGAGGCCGAGCUGGUGGCCACACGAAGAGACCACUCCCGGCCUCUCGCAGGCCCAGCGGGACGAGAUCACCAAAUCCGACGGACCGCCCUAUUCGCUCAUCUAAUACCCCUUGGGAUCUGUUCGCUGAUUGCGAUCUUAAGACACUUUAGAAAUUGUUUUUUUUUCUCUUGUUUUACGAUUUGUUUCCACACAUUAGGCGAUAAUUAAUUGAAAUAUAGAUUAAAAUAAAAGUUUA
This is a messenger RNA of Oppiella nova, 549 nucleotides long. The record is from the annotation of a GenBank genome assembly. NCBI's taxonomy places the organism in Eukaryota, Metazoa, Arthropoda, Arachnida, Sarcoptiformes, Oppiidae.